AUGACCGAAGAAAAGAACGACGGAAAAAAAGACGAAAAUGAACCCGCCGAGUCUUUCCCGACGCGCGCGUUCGACGUCAUCGUUCUCGGCACCGGUCUCGCGGAGUCCUUGAUCGCGUCGAGCGCGUCGAAGAUUGGAAAAAAAUCCGUUUUGCUUUUAGACGCGAACGACCACUACGGGAACAGUUUCGGCACUUUAACAGAAGCUCGCGGUACAGAUGAAACUCUAUUCAAAGGAUGGAGCGUGCCUGUGUGUUUGACACGAUCUGGUGCGGUGUUGGAAACGCACGAUGUCGUGACCAUUGACGACGACGAAUGUCUUCUCGCUUCUCUGCGUCGUAAAUUCAGUGUAGAUGUUGCCUUCAAGUUUUCCUUGGGCGACGACCGGUUGACCGAGGAAGUGUGCAACAGCGAAGCGUAUAAGUAUUUAGAAUUUAAAACGUUGGAAAAGAGUUUUGUUUGCGUGGGGACGAGCGAUGGAAAAACGAAUGGUAAGAAGGGAGAGUUUGAGUUCGUUCCGGUCCCGGCGUCUCGGGCGGAGAUAUUCGAAAACGCGCGCCUCUCUCCGACCGAGAAGAGAGGUUUGAUGCGGUUUUUGAAAAAGGCCAGAGAUGUGGCGUUGGAAGGUACGGGAGUGAAUUACGGGAGAGGAGACGAUGCGAACGCGCCUAUUGGUGCGCCAGGGACGGAGUAUACAUUGGACGCGGAGAGAGAAGAUGAGGGCACCUUUUUUGCGAACGAUGGCGAUAAUAAUAGUAGUAGUAGUAGUAGUAAAAACACAUCCAUGAAAGCGUUCUUGAUGGAGUCGCCAAACGACCUUUCCGAGAUUACAUCCGAUGCAGUCGCGCAUUGCGUGAGUUUUUGUCCGAGCGUGACAACCAAAUUGCGAGGAAGAGCGUCGGAGAUGUUGAUAACGUACAUUCGUUCAAUGGGAAAGUACGGGCCAGAAACGCCGCAAGCUGGUUUAAUUCCGCUGUACGGAUCUGGAGAGGUUGCGCAGGCUUUCUGUCGCGUGGCUGCGGUGAGCGGUGCAAUCACAGCGUUGCGUCAACCGAUUAAGAAAAUAGAGAGGAAGAACAGUGAGAGUCACAUUGAAGUUCUCACGAAAGGUGGGCGAGUAUUGACGUGCAAAAAGCUCGUUUUGGGAGAUGCGCAAGGCGAUAUAGAAAUGGUUGGUUUCGCGAAUGACGAAAUAAUUACUCCGAAUCGUCGCGAAAGCUCAAAGUUUUGCAUCAACAGAGCUGUGUUGGUCACAAACCGGUCUAUGGUUGGCAGUGACGAAGCUCAACAUCGCGUGUUCGUUGCAAUACCACCCGCCGCGCGUCCGGGAAAAUUGUACAAAGACGAGGACGAAUUCGUCUGCUUCGCGACGCAGCUCGAUUACUCGUCCAGAUGUUGUCCGAAAGACACGUUCAUCGUUCAUCUUUGCCAAAAGUCGCGACGAACGGUACCGCUUCAAGAUGUUUUUGCAGAUAUCCUCGACAACAUUUUUUCCAAGGUGAAACAAAACGGAGAAGAAACGAAGAAACCAACCAUUUUGUGGGGCACCUCGUACCGAACGCCGGAUGUCGACGACGAUAUCGUCGAGAGUUUCAAAAGCGACGACUUCGUCAAGUUUCCAGGCGCAGACUGCAACGUAACUUUCGAGGAGACCGUCCGUCUCGCGCGAAGCGCCAACGGUUGUCUUUUUGGCGACGACGCGAACGCCUCUUCUCUUUCCUUUGAUACUCUUCCGCUCUUUCCGAAAGCGCCGCAAAAGGGAGAAGAACGCGAAGAAGAAGAAGAAGUCACCGGCGAUGGUGAAACCAUCGACUUGAACGAGGACGAAUACGCGUUGCUCAGAGACUUAUGA
Molecule: messenger RNA, 1851 nt
Organism: Bathycoccus prasinos
Lineage: Eukaryota; Viridiplantae; Chlorophyta; Mamiellophyceae; Mamiellales; Bathycoccaceae
Exons: 1
Coding region: 1-1851 (616 amino acids)
Biological process (GO): vesicle-mediated transport; small GTPase-mediated signal transduction; protein geranylgeranylation
Cellular component (GO): cytoplasm; nucleus; cytosol
Molecular function (GO): GDP-dissociation inhibitor activity
Source: RefSeq, a predicted model, not a curated record